This is a messenger RNA of Penicillium salamii, 5274 nucleotides long. Lineage: Eukaryota; Fungi; Ascomycota; Eurotiomycetes; Eurotiales; Aspergillaceae. The record is from the annotation of a GenBank genome assembly.
AUGGAUGAUUCCAUGAUGGAUGACUCAGUCUUUGAGGAUGAAGCCAGUGGCUCUGAUUUUGCCCCUGAGCCUGCACCGGCGAAGGCCGCCCCUAAAAAGGCACCUGCAAAGCCUGCUGCCAAGAAGGCUACUCAGACCAAACUCAGUAUGAAGCCCGCGGCAAAGAAAAAGGCCCAGGCUGGCAGCGAGGACGAAAUGUCUGACAUCCAAAUGUCCGAUGAUGACUCCAUGUCAAAAACCCCCCCGAAAGCCAAGAAAGCAGCUGCCCCCAAGCGAGCUGGCUCGAAACCACUGGGGGAUGUCGAAAAUGAGUCCCACGGGGGAGAUGCCCCAGCAAACGACGCGGGCAAGAAUGGCAAUGCCUCAGACAAAUACCAAAAGCUCACCCAGCUCGAACACAUCAUUAAACGUCCCGAUACGUACAUUGGAUCGAUCGAGCGCACCACGCAACAGAUGUGGGUAUACAAUUCGGAGAACGAGGCGAUGGAGUUCCGGGAUGUUUCCUUCGUCCCCGGAUUGUACAAGAUCUUCGAUGAAAUCGUGGUGAACGCCGCCGACAACAAACAAAAUGACCCAAACAUGAGUGAGAUGCGCAUCACAAUCGAUCGCGAAGCUGGCGAGAUCAGUGUAUGGAAUAACGGACGCGGUAUUCCCGUUCAAAUCCACAAGAAGGAGAACAUCUACAUCCCGGAGCUCAUUUUCGGCCACCUGCUCACUUCAUCCAACUACGAUGAUACUCAACAGAAGGUGACCGGUGGUCGUAACGGUUUCGGUGCCAAGCUUUGCAAUGUCUUCUCAACAGAGUUCAGUCUGGAGACUCAAGAUUCCGAACAGCAGAAGAAGUAUAAGCAAACUUGGACUGAGAACAUGACAAAAAUGGGCAAGGCCAAGAUUACGCAGAGCUCAGGUACCGAUUACACCAAGGUCACGUUCAAACCCGACUUUGCCAAAUUUGGCAUGGAGGGCAUUGACGAUGAUUUUGAGGCUCUUGUUAAGCGCCGAGUCUAUGACUUGGCAGGCACGGCCAAUGUUGCUGUGAAAUUGAACGGCACACGGGUUCCCAUUCGCAGCUUCCGGAAGUACAUGGAAAUGUACACGAAGGCAAUCCGCAAAGAGCGUGGCGACGAUGGCCCCCCCGCCAAGGACGAAAUCAUUACAUGUAGCCCGGAUCCCCGAUGGGAGGUUGGUUUCGCUGUCUCGGAUGGAUCUUUCCAACAGGUCUCAUUCGCGAACUCCAUUGCGACUACCUCCGGUGGAACCCACGUCAAUUACAUCGCCGACCAAAUUUGCAAUCGCUUGGCUGACCAGGUGAAAAAGAAGAAUAAAUCUGGAGCAACGUUGAAGGCGGCUCAGAUCAAGAACCACAUCUUCAUCUUUGUGAACGCCCAGAUUGUGAACCCGGCUUUCACAUCUCAGACUAAGGAACAAUUGACAACCAAGGCUAGCCAAUUUGGUAGCAAGUGUGCCCUUGAUGAAGACUUCUACAAGAAGGUCCUCAAGACUGAGGUCAUGUCCAAUAUCUUGCACUUUGCAGAGCAGAAGGCCGACCAGAUCCUGAAAAAGGGCGAUACUGGCCGCCGUUCACGUAUGAACAACCCCAAGCUGGUGGAUGCCAACAAAGCUGGUACCAGGGAUGGCCACCGCUGUACACUCAUCUUGACCGAGGGUGAGUCAGCCAAGGGACUGGCUAUGGCUGGUAGAUCAGUCGUUGGUCCGGAUCUGUUUGGUGUUUUCCCUCUUCGCGGAAAGCUCCUUAACGUCCGCGAUGCCUCAUUCGACCAGAUCGCAAAAAAUGCUGAAAUUCAAAACAUCAAGAACUUCAUUGGACUGCAGCACAAAAAGGAGUACACAGAAACCAAGGGACUGCGGUAUGGCCAUCUCAUGAUCAUGACUGAUCAGGAUCACGAUGGUAGUCACAUCAAGGGUCUUCUCAUCAACUUCCUCCAAGCCCAAUUCCCCAGCUUGCUGAAGAUUCCAGAAUUCCUGAUUGAGUUCAUCACCCCCAUCAUGAAGGUCUGGAAAGGUGAUCCUAAGAAACCGACCAAGUCAAAGUCGUUCUUCACCAUGCCCGAGCACGAUGAGUGGCUUGAACUCCAUAAACACGAACGUGGAUGGGAUCACAAAUAUUACAAGGGAUUGGGAACAAGCACAACAGCUGAUGCGGAGGUGUAUUUCCGUGACCUCGAUCGUCAUCUGAAAGAAUUCCACACCAUGCAAGAUGGAGAAUCACAGCUCAUUGAACUGGCCUUUUCCAAGAAGAAGGCAGACGAACGAAAAGAAUGGCUGCGUCAAUACAAACCUGGAACAUACUUGGACCACUCCGUGUCAAAGAUUUCUUACACUGACUUCAUCAACAAGGAGCUGAUUCUGUUCAGUAUGGCAGACAACCAGCGUUCCAUCCCCUCUGUUGUUGAUGGCUUGAAGCCUGGUCAGCGAAAAGUGCUGUACACCUGUUUCCGUCGUAACCUCAGGAAGGAUAUGAAGGUCGUUGAGUUGGCUGGGCACGUGUCUGGACUCACAGCCUACCACCACGGUGAUGUGUCUCUUCAACAGACCAUCGUCGGCCUUGCCCAGACUUUUGUUGGUUCCAACAAUGUGAAUGUCCUAGAACCCAGUGGAAACUUUGGUAGUCGACUUCAGGGAGGUAACGACUGUGCCAGCGCUCGUUACAUUUACACUCGUCUGUCCCCAUUCGCGCGCAAGAUUUUCAGCACUGCUGAUGAACCAUUGCUUUCGUAUGGUAUCGACGAUGGAAAGCAGAUUGAGCCCGAAGUCUACAUGCCAGUCGUUCCAAUGAUUUUGGUGAACGGUGCAGAUGGUAUUGGAACUGGUUGGAGCUCUUCCAUUCCCAAUUACAAUCCUCACGACAUCGUGGCCAAUCUGAAGCGCCUCAUGAAUGGUGAGCAGACUGAGCCUAUGCAGCCUUGGUUCCGUGGGUUCACCGGCGAGGUUGUCUCAUUGGGCGGUGAUCGAUUCAAAUUCAGCGGUAUCAUCAGAGAGUCUGGUGACAAGGAGGUCGAGAUCACAGAAUUGCCAAUCCGUACCUGGACACAGGACUUCAAGGACAAAUUGGAGGAGAUCAUCAAGGCCGAGAAGGUACCUUCCUUUAUCAAGGACUACAAGGACUACAACAACCACACCAAAGUCCACUUCGUCAUUCAACUGGACGAGAAGCACAUGAAGACUGCUCUGACUGAAGGAUUGGAAGAGAAGUUCAAGUUGAGCAAGUCUAUUGCCACAAGCAAUCUGGUUGCGUUUGAUCCUGAGGGCCGUAUCACUAAAUAUGCGACUGUCGACGAUAUUCUCAAGGAGUUCUUCGCCAUUCGCCUCAAGUAUUAUGAAAAGCGCAAGCAGUUCCAGCUGUCCGACCUACAUAGGGAGCUUGAAAAGCUGAGCAACCAGGCUCGCUUCGUGCAGAUGAUCAUUGAUGGAAAAUUGGUCAUCUCUAAGAAGAAGAAGCCCCAUCUGGUUGUCGAGCUCAAGGACAAAGGUUUCAAGCCUAUUGUCAAGGUGGCCCAAGCUGCGAAGAUGGGCGAAGAGGAACCUGUUGUCGAAGAAGGCGAAGAGGAGUCUGAGGAUGCUGACACGGAGAACCUAUCGAGUGCCUUUGACUACCUCCUAGGCAUGCCUAUGUGGUCGCUGACUCAGGAGCGCGUGGAGAAGCUCCGCCGCCAGAUUGGCGACAAGGAGACGGAGAUCGACGUCUUGAUCAAGCUGUCCAAGGAGGAUAUCUGGAAUCACGAUCUUGAUGAGUUCAUCCAGGAGUGGGAUACCCAGCUUGCGGAAGAAGAGCGUCUCGCCCGCAAGGCCGCUGGGUUAGACAAGAAUCGUCGUGUCUCGUCUAAGCUACCGACCGGUGGCAGUCGCGCUGCGGCUUCACGCAAACGUAAGGUUGCCAACGGUGACGACCCAGACGACGAAGACUUCGGUGGCCCUAAGGCGAAGAAAGCCGCUGCAGCUAAGAAGAAAGAGCCUCAGACCAACAGCUUGAUGACUUUCCUCAACAAAUCAUCUGCCAACCCCACCCCAUCCCCUGCUCCAGGCGGUAAUGGUGACUCAGAUGACGAUUUCGACAUGGACAUGGAAGUCCUUCCGAAGAAGAGCCGCGCCGCGGCGAAGCCGAAAAUCCAACCCAAAGAGGAGGGUGAUUCUGUCAGCAUUGACCAUGUUCCUCAAGCAUCGAAAUCGCCAGCUCUAAGCGCCGAUCCAUUCAACAUGGAUUCCGAUAUGGAUGUCGACGAGCCUCCGAAGCCCAAGCCGACCGCCAAGUCUGCUGCCAAACCAACCGCGAAGCCUGCUGCGAAGCCAGCCGCUAAAAUGGGACCCAAGCCAAAGGUCAAGGUCGACGAAGACUCCGAUGACGACUUCUUGGAGAUCGCCAACGAGGAGCCUAAGCCUACGGCAUCUCGCGCCCGACAGCCAGUCAAAUACUCUGUGCCAAGCGACUCAGAGAGCGACAAUGGUGAUGAUCUGCUUGGAGAUGUCAGCCAAAUGGUCAAGGGAAUUGGUGGCGACUCGGCGUCUGAGUCUCGCCAGCUCUUCUCAGAGCGGCCUCGCUCCGAAAGUGCAGCUAGCUUGAAGGCUGCCAUCAGGUCACCGUCCAAGGCCAAUGAUGAAUUUGACCCGGACGAGACUGAUUACAGCAAGCUCAUUCCUCAAAAUUCCCCACGCCGCUCUAUUCAAGUCAAGCCUAAGGAAACGAGAGUUGACAAUGAGGCAGACGAGGAAGAUGACGAGGAGGAUGAGCCGGUCAAACCAACUGCUAGAGGCAAAGCUGCUGCUAAGCCCAAGCCGGCUCCCAAGCCGAAGGCUGCACCUAAAGCUGCCUCCAAGGCUAAGGCUGCCCCCAAGGCCACUCCUGAUAUUUUCGACAUUGAUGAUGAAGAUGAUGAGGAUGAAGAGGUGGUGAAACCAGCUUCCAGAGCCAAGGCUGCCCCCAAGGCUGCUGCUGCUGCCCCGAAGGCCCGUGGUCGUGCUAAGAAGGAGCCGGCGGCUAAACCAGCGGCUAAGCCAGCCCCCAAGCAAACCAAGGCAAAGAAAAUAGCCGAUGAUUACUCGGAGGAUGACAUUGACGCCAUGGCCAACGAUAUUCUGGACUCGCCAGCGGGCAAAGCAAAUGUCUCGGAUGACGAGCCCGUUGUCGCACCUCGUCGCGCCGCUGCAGCUCGUCCAGCUCGCCGCGGUGCCGCAGCACAGAAGUCCUACGUCAUUGAGGAUGACAGUGAAGAAGAACCCUCCGGUGAUGAUUUCGAUGACGAGGAGGAGAGCGAUUAG